Messenger RNA from Terrapene triunguis (Three-toed box turtle), 4069 nucleotides. RefSeq names its product roundabout guidance receptor 4 (gene ROBO4). Gene Ontology annotation, cellular component: plasma membrane. The coding region runs from base 203 to 3214 and encodes 1003 amino acids. The record is from RefSeq and is a predicted model, not a curated record. Gene Ontology annotation, biological process: homophilic cell-cell adhesion. Gene Ontology annotation, molecular function: protein binding. NCBI's taxonomy places the organism in Eukaryota, Metazoa, Chordata, Testudines, Emydidae. The transcript is spliced from 18 exons.
ACACACACUCCCCUCCACUCAGCAAACAGGCGCCAGCGUGCACCCGGCAGGGAGAGAAGCCUUCUGAGGUGUGUGGGGGACAAACCGGUGGGAGCUGCAGAGCCUCAGGCCCAGGUGCAGCGCAGCGGCUAAGGGGCGAGCGAACAGGUUCACCCUUCGCCUCGAGUCCAUCUGCACCGACCGUCCCAGCGACUGGGAGAGCAUGGCAGCACCGUGGAUUGCACUGCAGAGGCUCCUGCUGGGCGCAGCCUUGCUGCAGCUGGAAGGGUCAAAGUCCCAUUCUGAGGAGUUCCCGCCCUACAUCAUUGAUCACCCAACAGACUUGGUGGUUCGUUGGGACCAGCCUGCCACCCUGAACUGCCGCGUGGCAGGGAGCCCGGCACCCACUAUUGAGUGGUACCGCAAUGGGGAGUAUGUGGAAACGAGCAAAGACAACGUUUAUUCCCAGCGCACCCUUCUGCCCGAUGGGUCGCUCUUCUUCCUCCGCCUCAACCAGCGGAAGGGCCAGUCCGACGAAGGGGUGUACACCUGUGUAGCCACGAACCACCUGGGCACAGCCAGCAGCAAGAACGCAUCCCUGUACAUUGCCGCGCUGCGGGAAGAUUUCCGGCUGCAGCCCAGCAACCUGCUGGUGACGGUGGGGGAGCAGGUGCUGUUAGAGUGUGCGCCCCCGAGGGGGCAUCCCGAGCCCACCAUCUCCUGGAAGAAGGACGGGGUCCCCAUAAGCCAGAAGGCUGGCCAUUACGAGGUCUCCAGCGGGAAGCUCCUGAUGGUGCACGCCCAGAGGAGUGAUGCGGGGCUGUAUGUGUGUGUGGCUUCCAACCAGGCAGGCCAACGAGAGAGCAAAGCUGCCCUGGUGUCUGUCCUGGAAAAGCCAACGUUCACUCGCAGACCCAGUGAUACUGUGGCCAAAUUUGGCAGCACCGUCCAGCUGGGGUGUGGUGUUGAGGGGGACCCACUGCCCAAAGUAUGGUGGCACAAGGAGCACGGAGAGCUGCCCUGGGGCAGGCACGAGGUGGACGAGGAGAACACCUUGCGGAUUCAUUAUGUGACGACGUUUGACUCCGGCAGGUACAUCUGCACGGCCCAGAACCAGGUGGGCACCGCCUCGGCCAAGGCCUCGCUCACUGUGCAGGACCCCCUGGACACUGGCCAGAGGGAGUGGCCGAAGGACGUCCCGCGGGAGAUGAUGGACGUCCAGCUGUACCUGGACAACAGCACCACGCUCCCCUCCUCAUCCGCCGUCUACCUGCACUGGAAGGUGAUCCGCCCGUCCCAGCACACUGAGGGUCAUGCUGUGCUGUACCGCUCCCUGCUGCCGGUCAGCACGGACUGGGUUGAAUGGAAGGUGCCCAGGGAGCACAGCAUCAUCAUCCCAGCCCUCAAGAGAGGCUACAAGUAUGAGUUCAAGGUUCGGCCCUAUGCCGGGAAGGUCCAUGGCCCAGACAGCAACAUCAGGCACCUCUGGAUCCCGGAGGAAGUGCCUAGCGCAGCUCCUCAGCACGUCACCAUCACGGCAGUGGAGGAUGGGAAUGGCACAGCGCUCAUCAGCUGGGACCCCCCUCCCCACCACGCACACAACGGCAUCAUCCGGGGCUACAAGGUCUGGUACCUGGGCAAUGAAACUCACCAUCGCUCUAACAGGACCGUGGAUGGAGGGACACACAGUCUGGAAACAGUCUUGCUGCCGGCUGGGGUUAAAUACUGUAUCCAGGUGGCAGCCUUCAAUGGAGCUGGGCUCGGGGCAGCCAGCAAUGCCACAUGCAGCAGCGUAGAGCCCUUGGUGGGAAAGAUGGCCAGGACCCCGGCGGUGCUCUCCGUCAGCCACAUCCUGGCAGUGAUUCGCCAGCCUGUCUUCAUCGCUAGUGUGGGCUCGCUGCUCUGGCUCGUGCUGAUGGUGCUGGCUGUCUACCUGUGCCAGCACCACGCCAGGCAUUACAGCCGAGAACAGCAGCAUGCCCUGGGCAAAGGUCUGUGCCGAUACGCCAGUGAAGACACCAUCGUCAAGCACAGGAUGGACGUGAGUGACUCCCCGUGGCUGGCUGACAGAUGGAAAGCCACCUCCUGCCCCAAGACCUUCAGCAGCAGCAGCAGCAGCAGGUCUAGCAGCCAGCUCCUGUGGGCUGAGACCAAAGACAGCCUGGACUUCCACCGCUCCAAGCUGCAGCAGGCGCACAGCACCCCUGUGCUGUCACCCAGCCUCCCGGCAUACUCCACCAGCCCUAGCAGAGCGCCCAGCACCAGCAGCUCAGGAAAGCGUCACGCAGGCAAAGGAGAGGAUACCAAAGUGCUGAAAACCUUCAGCUCCCCCAAGCUGCUGCAGUCCAGAGGCUCACUGCACGGAACUGGCACAUUGCCCCCCCCUCCAGCUCCUCCCACUCCGCACGGCCCCCAGGGCCAGGGCAUGCAGCCAGAGCACCGGCAGGAGAGCGCCUUCUCCCCCCCGCACACCUACGGGUACAUCUGCGGCCCACUGCGCUCCGAGCUGGGGGCGGGGCCUGCCCCCGAAGAGGACGACGACCCCGACGCGGAGGGGGGCGGCUGUCAGUCCAUGCCCUUCUUGCGCCGGUACUGCCGGACGCCCUCGUCCAGCCGCAGCGAGGCGGAGGGCUCGCUGGGCGGCUCCCUGCUCAACGGCUGGGGCUCGGUCUCCGAGGAGAACUUCACCAGCACACGCUGCAGCCUGGUCAGCUCCUCCGACGGCUCCUUCCUCGUGGACGCCAACUUCGCGCAGGCCCUGGCCGUGGCCGUGGACAGCUUCUGCUUUGGGCUGAGCCCGAGCGAGGCCGAGCAGGCCUACCCAGACUUCUCGCCGCCCGCUUCCCCGCUGGAUGGGCUCCUUCCCCGUCCCGAGCGCUGGGAGGGCGCGGCGUGGGCUGGAGCGGAGCCCCUUCCCCUUCCCACCUGGGAGUGGAGCACCGGCUGGCUGGAGGACAUGGAGGCCAAGUACUCCCAGAGGCCCGAGGGGACACCUGCUGCUGAGAAGCCGGAGGGGAAGGCAGCACUGAACGGGACCCGGCCCCUCGCUGGGCCAAACGGUGCCUGGAUGGCGGAGUCCAGCAGCCCCACUGCGGGGACGAUGGGGGAGUGCCAGGCCCCCUGCCCUGCUGCCCACAGUCCCAUGCCAAACAGCUCUGCCAUUCCCAGGAGGGGCGAGAAGACCAGGGUCGUGCUGCAGCCGCUGGACGCGGGGGCGACAGGAGUCCAGGCGUAGAAAGCCGAGCACGUUCUGUGCCAGGCGGGCGCAACGUCUGUAAUGCCCAAAGCCCAGAGAGACUCUCGGGGCACCGUGGGCCUGGGGGCGAGCGCUUGGCUACUACCGUGCCCACCCCCAGUGCCUGCUAGACACGUCUGGCCCCUGGUCAUUGGCAACAGAAUCCCUGAAGAAAGACUUUUGACGCUUCCCCCAACGUGGGCUGCGAUCCCAUGCGGGAGGGAUUCCCCAGGCUGCCCCACACGCUGAGGGGGAGCAUUCAGCAUGAGAGACGGGAAGGGCCAGGCAGAUGGGGCAGCGCAGAGGCCUCGCCGAGCUCCACACCAGCCGCGUGCAGGAGAGGAGCCCCACGCAACAUGGCCUGGCCACGGGGCUUGGCGCAGGCGUCUCUAGCCAGCAAACGUUGCCUCCUUUUCUCUUGAGUGCCCGGUCCCUGGCAGGACUCCACCCACUGCCCCACUCACAGGCUGGCGCUCCAUGUGGGGGCCAAGCCCGGAUUCCUGCUAUUGGCUUCAGGGCCGAUCUCUGCUCUGUGACGCUGUCUGGGGCACCCGCCUUCGUGGGCUUUUCCCGGGUCAUACGGGGAACCCCCGGGUUUGGAGGCCCCUGCAGCUGCUGUCAGUUGCCAGAGGCCUGCAUUUGCUGCCCAGGUUGGAGCUGGGAGCCCGGCGGCCCUGCCCACCCAGCUGGGUUCACCACACUCGAAGCUGGGGGUUGGUUGGCAAUUGCCUGUUCCGGUUUGGUCAGCUCUGCAGGGGCGCUAGCCUGGGGGCGUUUAAUAUUUCCUUUCAUGGCUGUUGUGAGACGUUUUCCUAACCUGCCUGAUUUCCCAGUGCUGUGGCCUUAUUCCUGUAA